GUAGAGAACCUCAAAGGCAUAAUGAAACCCUAUGGGCUUUGUGUUAUCAUCGUUCAGCUGUCUUUGGCUGCAGGAAUGGAUGCUGAUUGGACUGGUCAAAGGCAUCCUUCAGGCUCUAAUCUAGGAAACAGGGCAUAUCCUCAGAUGACUCCACCAAGGUUUGACUCACUACACAUGGCUCCUGGAGAUGCUGGGAAAUGGCCAACUGAUCGUUUCAGAGACACUGGAGAUUCCAAACAAAUGAGUGUAAUCAAUACUAGUGUAGGUUUGUGGUUUACAGGACCUCAGAUUUUAUCUAUGUUAAAGACAAAAUGUCGGGGGAUCACUGAUAGCAGGAGUCCUGCUUUUCAUGCACUGUGUUCCAUAAAUCAGACGGUUCCUGCUUGUGGCACAUGUCUCACUAAGGAGGCCUUCCCAGUUUAUUUGACCCAUUCAGACACAGAGGAUACAUUUGAGACAGAAAUUGUGUCUAACCAGCAACUUACGACCUUUAAGAAAGGUGAUACUAAAUACAGCCACCAGACUAUAGUUAUUAUGGAAGAAGACCCUGCAGUGAUUGAGUCAGCCACUUACCUAUUUGAGAGACAUCCCACGGUAUCAACUUUGCUGCAGUACCAGAAGGGGGCGCUGCAUGUUCUCAGGGGAAGUCAUUUCUCAUCUACUAGAAAUCAUGUCAUACUGGUUGGCCAUGGAAGCAAUGGUACCAAUGGACCAGUCCAGCUAGGUGGUUAUGGCCCAGAGGAACUUGCCAGAGUUGUGUCAACCUUAAAAAGUCAAAGUAUCUUCAGUCAUCUUGGCACCAUAAGCAUCGUCAGCUGCAACCUUGGAAAUGACCGGCACUUUAUGUUGCAGCUGCUGCAAGUUCUCCGAUCUUUUAGUGUGGAAACAAAGCUGCACCUACACAACUCCUUGCUGUCCGUUAGCUCUGAUGGAGCAAUAAUGACUUGGACUGACGGCGUCUGGAGGGCUCAUGACCACAGCAGAAGAGUCAUUGCUGAACUGGACCAAAGAGGUGACCUGCUUACGAAGGUAGAACUAGGCUGUGCAGGGCCUGUCUUUCCUGAUUAUAAAGGAAAUGUUUUGUAUAUUCAGACAUUGGAGUGGCCAAGCCACCCUCAAAUGUUUGUUCCAGUGGAGCUGCGUAAAAAGUACCCUUCCAUUAUCUGCCUGGAGGGGCUUACUUGGAGCUUGUUCUUUGAGGAGAAUGAAAGAAGACGUGCAUCUGAUUAUGUCCCCAGUCAAAAACACCUGAAAGCAAUUUGGCUUACAGAGCCAGGACCAGAUGAAGACAACAUUGUCUUCAAGCAUAUCAGUAACAUCCAGGAUCUACUUGUAGAGAUACGAUACAAUGCCAGAGAGGAAGUUGCGUCAGACCUUUACUACGUUCUCAAUGAAUGCAUUUACAAAGUACAUGGGAAAAAUCUUAGUGUAAGUCUGGUGGGCAAGUUCAUGAGCACUGACAACCAAGCAGAAAUUGAUCUUUUCCGUCAGAACUUCAAUGUUCAGCAGGGUGAGCCCUCCCUGCAGGAGCUGAGACAGGGGCUCAAAGCAUCCAAAUUCAAUGACUUCUGUCGCCAGACUUUCCAGUUCCAGCAGUGUAACUUCAACUGUGAGAGAUGGGGUCAGUACUUCAUGGCUGCUGUGUUUUCAGCAUCAGUGCGGAACUUCAGAACCUUCUCGCUUUUCCUCAUGAGUGUCAUAGGUUGUGAGGUAGGCCGCUCACGGGGGAUGGACAGCCCCCUGUGCACAGCAUUUGUUGGCGCUGAACACCCCAUGGUGACUGAUGAUCCCUGGCCUGAACCUCUGCAACGAGGAUUCUAUGGGUGCUCUGUUGACAACUAUGAACAGGCUCCGCCCAACAGACAGAUUUGGUUAGAUCAAGUUGUAGCAAAGGAAAACGCCCUGUACGUCGCCUCGAAGCAGAUAAUGAAUGCUGCCGUCCGUGAUGAGCAAACAGAGCUGGACAUCUUUGGGAAGGUCAAAGUCAUGAAUAAGUACGUGUUCUCAUCUUAUCUAGAAUUCUUUCGAGGUACACCUGAGGGAAAGAAACUCAAGAGAGGAUGUACUCCCUCUUUCCAAGAGAAUUUAAACCCAUAAUGGUGAAACGUGUGAUUCAUGUAGUUCAUUUCAUUUUGUUUUCGUUGCAUAGUUGGCUCCAGUAUUCUUCUAAGCAGAAUGGUCCGACACAGUUUUGCCUGAUGCUGAUAUGACAUUGCAAUAAAGUGCCAUGCAGUCUACCUCUAGUGCUUCAGCUUGCUGCACAGUUUGAUAGUGUUUUAAUAGCUAGAAGAGUGGAACUAAUCUUGAUAAUGUAGCAAAUUAAAGCAAUAAAACAUAACUGUUACAGCCGACAUGUCACAUUUUCUUAGAAACUACUUACACUAUGUGAGACCAAUUGUUUCUUACUAAACCAAUAAAUGAUUAAAUCAUAA
Messenger RNA from Micropterus salmoides (largemouth bass), 2432 nucleotides. RefSeq lists its product as uncharacterized. Lineage: Eukaryota; Metazoa; Chordata; Actinopteri; Centrarchiformes; Centrarchidae. The record is from RefSeq and is a predicted model, not a curated record. The transcript has 3 exons. The coding region runs from base 22 to 2097 and encodes 691 amino acids.